UUCCCAGCGUGCUUUGCGCUCCGCAGUUACGUUCAGGUUACGUGACGCUUUUCACCGGAUGCUGAUGACGGUAGCAAGCGGCGCAGGUCAGUUAGCACAGUGUUAUGAGAACAAGUGCCUGUAAAUAAAUCACUGAGAUCUCAGCCAAACUUCUCGGAGGGCCCACGGGAGUUGUGACAUUAACGAGUGAAGAUGGAGCGGUGUAAAAAUACGUGAAGUGUCGGUGAACUAGACCAACAACGGAAACGUUCUUUAAAGGCCUGCCGAGAGCUACGGAAAAAACCUCGGGAUAACCCUGUGGAGGAGCGCCGUCCGAGAGCGCUCAGGACCGGGGAGUGGAGCUCCGGGAGGAGUGUUUUUAAUCAACCAGGAGGAGGAAACUCUUCCUAAACUGAUCACUGAAGGUGCAAACCUGGAUGAAGACUCUAAGAAACGUCUGGAUUCCCUCAAGUCUCCUCAUCUACUUCACUUUUUUAGCAUCUCGCCGUCGCCAAGCUGGUGACAAAUUCAUCAUUUUUGCUGUCGAGCUUCACUACAGACCACGAUGAAUCGUUAUCUGCCUGUGGCACGGCAGCACUUCCUUGCUGCCCUUGCGAGCACCAGUGUGGUAGUCAAAUCCAUAAGUGCUGUUGUGGUCCUGCUCUAUUUGCUGUCAUGGGCUGCUGACACCACGUACGCACUGGGAGUGACCCCGGGCUUCCUUUUUCCUCCUAACUUCUGGGUGUGGACGCUGGUGACCCACGGAGUGGUGGAGCAGCACGUUUGGGGUAUGGCGGCGAAUGUGGGGACUAUGAUGGCCUGUGGACGGCUGCUGGAGCCGCUGUGGGGGGCGCUGGAGCUUCUUAUCUUUUUUGCAGUAGUCAAUGUGUCAUCAGGGCUCCUCGCAGGCCUUUCGUACCUACUCACCUACGUGGCCACCUUUGACCUGGACUUCUUAUUUGCUGUCCGUAUCCAUGGAGUAGCCGGUUUCCUUGGAGGGGUCUUGGUAGCUCUAAAGCAGACCAUGGGUGAUACCACAGUGCUCAGAGUACCACAGGUCAGACUAAAAGCUGCUCCAGCGUUGGUCCUCCUCCUCCUGGCCUUGCUCCGCCUGUCCGGACUCCUCAACAGCUCCGCCCCCCUCGCUGCGUUUAGUUAUGGCUCCCUGUCUGGCUGGGUGUACCUGCGCUUCUACCAGAGGCACAGCCGGGGCCGGGGGGACAUGUCGGACCACUUUGCCUUUGCCAGUUUCUUCCCUGAAGCGGUGCAGCCAGUCGUCGGACUGCUGGCGGGACUCGUCCACUCGGCUCUGGUGAAGAUGAAGGUGUGCAGAAAGAUGGUGAAGCGAUACGACGUGGGAGCACCGUCCUCCAUUACCAUCAGCCUGCCGGGUACAGACCCACAGGACGCUGAGAGGAGGAGACAACUGGCCCUGAAAGCUCUGAACGAGCGUCUGAAGCGCGUCGAGGAUCAGUCUGCUUGGCCCAGCAUGGACGACGAGGAAGAUGAAGACGACGACGAGGUCAGAACCGACAUGCAGCCGCUCCUCCCAGCCGGCCGUGACUCCUCCUCCUCGACGCCCAGGACCGCCGGAGGCCCCGCCGGCGCCUCCCUUUCCUCCACCUCAUCGUCUGGAUCACAGAGUGGCGGAGCGCCACCGGCUGGCGGAGUGCAGCACCCAGAGUCCAGCAUCAUCAUCUUUGAAGACGCACCGACUAGAUCAUAGUAAAAUGAAGACACACAGUGAAAUGCACGCCUUGUUUGGUGUCACGGGAAAGAGUACUAGUGUUUGCACCAUCCCGACUAGUAAACGUGUUCAGUGACGACGGUAAGAGCUGCUCUCGGUAUCUCUAACGGCGAGACGCUACACGUGAGCGGCAGUCACAAACACUACAUCCAUGUCUUUGUGAGGACUGUACAGCGCUUUCAGUUUCAGGCUGGUUGUUAUUUCUCAGCAUAUUCGGGUCACCCGAUAACUUCAUUCUUCUCUCUCCAACUGAAAGUCAGAACUUUCUGUCUCGUUUGGACUUAACCCCAGCGUGCAGAACGGUGGUCACUGCUUCCUUCGUGUCUCUUCUCUUGCUUUCUAAAUAAAUAGCAAAAUGAGUGUUCAAAA
Molecule: messenger RNA, 2095 nt
Organism: Oryzias melastigma (Indian medaka)
Lineage: Eukaryota; Metazoa; Chordata; Actinopteri; Beloniformes; Adrianichthyidae
Gene: tmem115
Product: transmembrane protein 115
Exons: 4
Coding region: 545-1705 (386 amino acids)
Biological process (GO): retrograde vesicle-mediated transport, Golgi to endoplasmic reticulum
Cellular component (GO): membrane; Golgi apparatus
Source: RefSeq, a predicted model, not a curated record